AUGCUGGUGCAGGAGUUAGUUGACAAGUUGCCACCGAGCUACAAACUGGAUUGGGUCCGGAAUAAGCGAGGGAAGAUGGACAGUCCGUUGCGAAUGUUCACGAACUUCACAAAUGACAUCGUUUCGGAUGUGUCGGAGGUGACGGAGUUCUCGACAUUGUCGCUAAGCGAGCGCGAGCCUUCGCGAAUGGGGAAAGGAAAUUCCCGAAAAAAGGAGUUUGUCCAUCUUCAUGACGCGGACCAGGUUUCUGAUGAAAUUCAAAGAGAGACAGUAACUAAGCCGUGCUGGAUCUGUAAACGAACGGAUCAUCUCAUCAGGUGCUGUGAGGAGUUUAAGCGGAUGAACAUUGCCGCCAGGUUGAGAGAGGUUGAGCGACAAAACCUGUGUGGUCUUUGUUUGAACAAGCACGGAAACAGCAGAUGCACCUCGAAGAUUCGAUGCUUCAUGCAAAAUUGUCGUGGAGGCCAUCAUCCACUUUUGCAUCGAGUGGAGGAAUCGGUGCGGCUGCAGAAGGUAGAAUGCAAUGCUACCGAAAAGGCAGAUAGUGCGGUUAUUUUCCGUAUGAUGCCGGUGACGCUUUACGUGGGCAAACGACAGUUCGAUACUACUGCGUUCUUCGACGAAGGGUCGUCGGCUACGUUGGUAGAUGAUCUGGUGGCCAGGCGGCUGAAAGCAGAAGGUACUCUAGAGCCGUUGAUAGUGACGUGGACGGGCAAUAUCAACCGCUUUGAGAACGAUUCGAGGAAGGUCGAACUGAUGAUGUCGGCAAAGGGUUCGAAGGAGAAGUUUCCGCUGUUCAACACUCGAACGGUAUCAGAGUUGGUGCUGCCGAAGCAGAACGUGCGAUUCGCAGAUGUGGUAAAAAAAUAUUCCCAUCUUGCAGGCGUUCCGGUGAGAGAUUACCCAUCGGGAAAGCCGAGAAUCCUACUCGGGCUAGACAACGUCCACUUAUUUGCGCCGUUGGAGUCGCGGGUCGGUAAGCCAAACGAACCGAUUGCCGUGCGGUCGAAGAUUGGCUGGACAGUGUAUGGUUCGGAGAAUCGAAGACCGAGUGCGUACACCUACCUGAAUCUGCACUCGAUCGUUCCAGCAAACAAUCAAGGUCUCCAUGACAUGAUGCGAGAGCAAUACAUGCUAGAUGAGACAGCGAUUGCGACGUUCGCUGUACCGGAGCCCGUGGAGGAGAAAAGAGCUCGAGAGAUGCUUGAGACAACGACGAAGCGAGUGGGUGAUCGCUUCGAAACGGGGUUGCUGUGGCGUGAGGAUGCACGACGAUUCCCUGACAGCUAUCCGAUGGCUGUACGCCGGAUGAAGGCGCUGGACAGUAAGCUGAACAGGAAUUCAGACUUGAAGAAAAACGUGUGCCAGCAGAUCGAGGACUAUCAAGUCAAACACUACGCGCACAAGGCGAGUGAAGCCGUACUGAAGGGUACGCCACAAACUGCUGCGUGGUAUCUACCGCUGAACGUCGUAGUGAAUCCGAAGAAGCCGAGUAAGGUGCGCUUGGUUUGGGAUGCUGCAGCAUCAGUGAACGGAGUCUCUCUUAACUCAGAAUUACUCAAAGGUCCGGAUAUGCUAGUUCCGCUUCCCAGAGUAAUCUGCAAUUUUCGGGAACGGCCAGUAGCAUUUGGUGGUGACAUUCAAGAAAUGUACCAUCAGAUCCGGAUCAGACCUGAGGAUAGGCAAGCGCAACGGUUUUUGUUCCGAGCGAACAGUGAGGAAGCUCCGCAGGUGUACGUUAUGGACGUUGCCACCUUUGGUUCCACGUGUUCGCCCUGCUCAGCUCAAUUCGUGAAGAACUUGAAUGCAGCAGAUUUCUCGGAGAAGUACCCUGAAGCAGUAGAAGCCAUCGUGAAGCGUCACUACGUAGAUGACUACUACGACAGCGUGGAUACUAUCGAAGAAGCGAGCCAGCGAGGAGAAAGGAGUGUCGAUUCCGCAGUGCAUUUCAACUGGGACAAGAACACCAAAUACGAGCGUGUGCUAGGCGUCGUUUGGGACCCGGUUGGAGACGAGUUCCGUUUUGCGACCGAAUGGAAAGCAGAGUACAACAAGGUUUUCCGAGAGGAAAAACGCCCGACGAAAAGAAUUGUUCUGAGCAUUGUGAUGGCGCAAUUCGAUCCAGCAGGAUUUCUUGCUCCAGUUACAAUUCUCGGGAAAAUGCUGGUUCAGGAUCUGUGGCGGACAGGCUGCGACUGGGAUGAUGCAAUCGAUGAGCUGUCGUUCAGGAAGUGGUUGCGGUGGACCAACAUUCUCGCAGAUGUGCCAGUGUUUAAGCUACCUCGAAGCUAUUUCGGAACUGCGAGAUCAGAUGAGGUCGAAGAAGUCCAGUUUCACAUCUUUGCUGAUGCCAGCGAGACGGCGUACGGAUGUGUGGCAUACUUCCGUGCAAUCGUACGGGGUAAGGUGGUGUGUUCGCUAGUGAUGAGUCGAGCGAAGGUAGCACCGUUGAAGCAGCUGUCGAUUCCGCGGCUAGAACUCCUGGCAGCGGUUCUUGCGGCAAGGCUGGCACGAACGAUCGAGGAGAAUCACAACUUCACGAUCAGUAGAGUGGUGUUCUGGAUUGACGCAGAAGUGGUGCUGUCCUGGAUUCGGUCGGAUCAGCGCCGCUACAAGCAAUUUGUUGGUUUUCGCAUUGGCGAAAUUCUUAGUUUGACUAAACUGACAGAUUGGCGAUGGGUUCCGACGAGAUUGAACGUGGCGGAUCUGGUAACCAAAUGGGGUAAAGGUCUGGAAAUACACCCCAACAGCCCGUGGGUACGUGGGCAACAAUUUUUGUACGACAGUGUGGAAAAGUGGCCGAAGAGAGAAUUACCUCCAGCUAACACUACGGAGGAACUUCGGGUUCACUUGAUGCUGCACGACGUGCAAGUUGCACAGGCUAUCGUGGACGCCAAUCGCUUUUCUAAGUGGACAGUGCUGGUGAGGACGAUGGCGUGCGUAAUCCGGUUCGUGUCGAACUGUAGACGAAAGAGCAAAAAACUGCCCAUUGAGACGCUAAAAGCAACGAGCAGACAGAGCAGAGUACUACAACCGACGGCAGCUACGUCAGUACGUGUGGCGCUACAGCAAAGUGAGUACGAGAAGGCGGAACUAUGGCUGAUGAAGAUGACACAGGCGGAGUGUUUCAUCGAUGAGUUGAAGGUACUGGUCAGGAAUAAGGAUCGGCCGGUGAGCCAAUGGCUGGCGAUCGAGAAGUCCAGUGCACUUUACAAACUUAUUCCGCUGAUUGACGAAAACGGGCUGAUUCGAAUGGAGGGGAGAGCAGAGAAAGCAGAGUUGCUGUCAUUCGAUCUACGUUUUCCAACGAUCCUGCCACAUCAGCAUAAAAUCACGCAGCUGAUUGUUCAGCAUUACCACGAGAAGAGCGGUCACGGAUAUCGACAGGCUGUGAAGAACGAGCUGAAGCAGCUGUUCUACAUUCCGCAGCUUGACGCAGUAGUCCGGAAGGUGUCGUCGUCUUGCGUAUGGUGUAAGGUCCAUCGUAGUCGGCCUCGAGUUCCACGAAUGGCUCCGCUACCAGUGCAGCGGUUAACACCGAAUCUUCGUCCCUUUAGUUACACAGGUGUGGAUUAUUUGGACCCAUUUGCUGUUGCUGUAGGACGCCGAACGGAGAAGAGAUGGGUCGCAUUGUUCACCUGCUUGGAAACCCGCGCGGUGCACCUGGAGGUCGCUCACGGACUGACUACGCAGUCGUGCUUGAUGGCGAUUCACCGAUUCAUUGGUCGGCGAGGUUGGCCGAUGGAGUUUCUGUCCGACAAUGGGACGAACUUCCUAGGAGCCAGUAAGGAACUGGAAGGAGUUGUCCGAGAAAUAGGAGAAGAUUGUGCGGAUCAGCUGACUAGCGGGAGAACGAAGUGGACGUUCAACCCUCCUUUGGCUCCUCACAUGGGAGGAGUAUGGGAGCGUCUCGUUCGGUCGGUUAAGGAGGCAUUCGUGGCGCUUGAUGAUGGGAGACGGUUGACGGACGAAAUUUUGCAGACAGUAGUGGUGGAAGCGGAAGACAUGAUCAAUUCUCGCCCGCUAACGUACGUGUCUCAAGAGUGUGACGAAGCGGAGGCACUCACUCCAAACCGCUUUUUGCGGGGACUCUCCCCAAAUCAGCCUAGCGUGAAUCUUCCCCCACCUCAUCCAGCAGCAGCACUUCGAGACGCGUUCCAGCGAUCGCAGCAGUUGGCCAGCAUUUUGUGGGAACGUUAG
Messenger RNA from Topomyia yanbarensis, 4200 nucleotides. RefSeq lists its product as uncharacterized. Gene Ontology annotation, molecular function: nucleic acid binding. The transcript is spliced from 2 exons. The coding region runs from base 1 to 4200 and encodes 1399 amino acids. Gene Ontology annotation, biological process: DNA integration. NCBI's taxonomy places the organism in Eukaryota, Metazoa, Arthropoda, Insecta, Diptera, Culicidae. The record is from RefSeq and is a predicted model, not a curated record.